GGUGCCGCCAUGGAGCACAUCACCACCCCGAAGGUUGAAAAUGUGAAAUUACUAGAUCGCUAUACAAAUAGGAAGGCAGCGAAUGGGACGUUAUACCUGACAGCUACCCACCUUAUCUAUGUAGAUGCUUCUGCUGAAGUCCGAAAAGAAACAUGGAUUCUGCAUCACCAUAUUGCAACUGUAGAAAAAUUGCCUCUGACCACGGCUGGAUAUCCACUCCUAAUUCACUGCAAGAACUUCCACAUGGCUCACUUUGUUAUUGCGCAGGAACGUGACUGUCACGAAGUGUAUACCUCAUUGCUUAAACUUUCACAACCAGUGAAACCUGAAGAACUUUAUGCUUUUUCUUACAAUCCUAAAAUGUCUAAAGAGAACCGGGAGAUUGGAUGGAAGCUGAUUGAUUUAAAAGUAGAUUACCAGCGUAUGGGAAUUCCAAAUGACUAUUGGGAAAUAACGGACGUUAAUAAAGACUAUGAGGUUUGCAACACGUAUCCUCCAGAAAUAGUGGUGCCUAGAGCUGCUAAUAAGGCGGUGGUGAUUGGAAGUUCAAGGUUCAGAAGCAGAGGGCGGAUUCCGGUGCUUUCUUACUUAUAUAAAGAAAACAAUGCUGCCAUAUGUCGUUGUAGCCAGCCUCUCUCCGGGUUCAGCGCGCGCUGUCUCGAGGAUGAACAAAUGCUGCAGGCGAUCAGAGAAGCCAACCCUGGGAGCCCCUUCAUGUAUGUUGUAGACACGAGGCCAAAGUUAAAUGCCAUGGCCAACCGAGCUGCUGGGAAGGGUUAUGAGAAUGAAGAUAAUUAUGAUAACAUUCGUUUUAAGUUUAUCGGCAUAGAAAACAUCCAUGUGAUGCGGAACAGCUUGCAGAAACUCCUGGAAGUGUGUGAAAUGAAGUCCCCCUCAAUGAGCGAUUUCCUCACUGGACUGGAGAACUCAGGUUGGUUACGGCACAUUAAGGCUGUGAUGGAUGCAGGUGUCUUUCUUGCCAAGGCUGUGAAAGAUGAAAAAGCUAGCGUGUUAGUCCACUGCUCUGAUGGGUGGGAUCGCACAGCGCAGGUCUGCUCCCUGGCUAGCCUCCUCUUAGAUCCAUUUUAUAGGACUUUUAAAGGCUUCAUGGUUCUAAUAGAAAAGGAGUGGAUUGCAAUGGGCCACAAGUUCUCACACAGGUGUGGCCAUUUGGAUGGUGACCCCAAAGAAGUAUCCCCUGUCUUCACUCAGUUUGUUGAAUGUGUCUGGCAGCUCAUGCAGCAGUUCCCAUGCACAUUUGAGUUUAAUGAGCGUUUCCUUCUUGAAAUCCACGACCAUGUCUACUCCUGCCAGUUUGGCAACUUCCUUGGGACCUGUCAUAAGGAGCGUGAGGAUCUGAAAAUCUUUGAGAAGACCCAUUCUCUGUGGCCUUUCCUCUUACAGAAGAAGCAGGAACUGAGAAAUCCUUUGUACAAAGGUUUUACAGCUUACAAAGAGCUUCAACCAAACACUCUACCUUUCAGUUUCCAGUUUUGGUGUGGGAUGUAUAAUCGCUUUGACAAAGGAAUGCAUCCAAAACAGUGUGUGUUGGAUCAUCUGCUAAGCUGCAUGAGCCAAAAGAUGAAACUGGAGGACAAUGCAUCUGAACUGGAAAACAAACUUCCUUUCCUUGAUGGUCCUUUGCCCGGUGAAGCUUGCUCCUUACCUAAAGUAGGACGUGCUGCUUCAAAAACACCGAUGCUCAACACUCCUCAGGAUUAUGAAGGGGAACCACCUCCUGUGUUGAGCAAUGGCGCCUCAGCAGGGCAUAUAGAUGAUAUGUCAGAUGUGGACCAAAAGCACAGAGAGAACCUGUCUCAUCACCAGGACCUCCACGAUCUUAAUGACGCCGUUGACGCGUUAGACUCCGAAGCUAAGGGUGGAAAGCUGCAGCAGCAGCAUUGAUCAGCUCAAUGAGCCAGGCGUUUGUGGUGGUGAGACCGAAGGGAGCUGUGCCCCCGCGGGGGUGUGGAGCCCCUAACCGUUUACAGCUAAGUGUGAGUGCGUAUAUUUGCAGGG
This is a messenger RNA of Gavia stellata (red-throated loon), 2019 nucleotides long. RefSeq names its product myotubularin related protein 8 (gene MTMR8). The transcript has 14 exons. NCBI's taxonomy places the organism in Eukaryota, Metazoa, Chordata, Aves, Gaviiformes, Gaviidae. Gene Ontology annotation, biological process: dephosphorylation; negative regulation of autophagy. Gene Ontology annotation, molecular function: phosphatidylinositol-3,5-bisphosphate phosphatase activity. The record is from RefSeq and is a predicted model, not a curated record. Gene Ontology annotation, cellular component: nuclear envelope. Bases 10 to 1905 code for a protein of 631 amino acids.